UUACAUAAAUUUAGUGCGUAUCUAGUGAGUUUGAGAAAAAUUAAGAAAAUAUAAAAUAAAACCGACGGAUAGUGCGUUAACUCGCGAAUAGUAGUUUUGUAUUUUUUAUGUGUUUAUGUUUGUAAAUGACGUUUCGCGUCAGUAUCAGUGUCGUAUCAGUAUUAAUAAUUUUUAGUAGUUUGUAACCGUUUUUUACUCGAUGUUUAUAUUUAUUUACAAUUAUUGAUAGUGUGAUAUUUAUAUGUAAAGACAAUGUCACAGUUAAUGAAGAAAAGAUUUCCCUCCAUUACAAGCAUUCAAGAUUUAGGGUCUGACGGAAAUACGUCCUUUUUGCGCGCUGCGCGCAAUGGCCAACUCGACAAAGUUUUGGAACACUUAAAAUCCAAUAUCGACAUUAACACCAGUAAUGCGAACGGCCUUAACGCCCUUCACUUAGCAUCAAAAGAUGGCCAUGUAGAAAUAGUGGAGGAACUCCUAAAACGCGGUGCCGUAGUCGAUGCCGCAACCAAAAAAGGAAACACAGCCCUCCACAUAGCCUCGCUUGCGGGUCAGGAAGAGGUCGUUAAGUUGUUAGUGCAACAUGGAGCUUCAGUCAAUGUACAAAGCCAAAAUGGUUUUACACCGCUUUACAUGGCCGCUCAGGAAAAUCACGACAACGUCGUCAAAUACCUACUCUCCAACGGGGCAAAUCAGAGUUUGUCAACCGAGGAUGGGUUUACACCUCUGGCAGUUGCAAUGCAACAAGGCCACGACAAAGUUGUCACCGUCCUCCUGGAGAAUGACACCAGAGGAAAGGUCAGAUUACCAGCACUGCACAUAGCUGCUAAAAAAGAUGAUGUAAAAGCUGCAAAAUUAUUAUUAGAGAAUGAGCAUAAUCCUGACGUCACAUCAAAAUCUGGAUUCACUCCUCUUCACAUAGCUUCUCAUUAUGGCAACCAGCAAAUUGCAAACCUUUUGAUUCAAAAAGGAGCAGAUGUUAAUUACUCUGCGAAACACAACAUCACACCUCUGCACGUUGCAGCAAAAUGGGGCAAAACGAAUAUGGUGGCCACUCUGGUAGACAAUGGGGCAACGAUAGAGUCAAAGACCAGAGAUGGAUUAACACCUUUGCAUUGUGCAGCGAGAAGUGGCCACGAACAAGUCGUGGAUAUGUUAUUGGAACGAGGAGCACCAAUUAGUUCAAAAACUAAGAACGGUUUGGCUCCUCUUCAUAUGGCUGCUCAAGGAGACCACGUGGAUGCCGCCCGCAUUCUCCUUUACCAUCGAGCCCCGGUUGAUGAAGUUACGGUCGAUUAUCUAACCGCCCUUCAUGUCGCGGCACAUUGCGGUCAUGUUCGUGUGGCGAAACUCCUCCUGGAUCGACAGGCUGACGCGAACGCUCGCGCUCUUAAUGGUUUCACGCCUCUUCACAUCGCUUGUAAAAAGAACAGGAUAAAAGUUGUUGAAUUGCUUUUGAAACAUGGAGCAAGCAUAGGAGCAACAACAGAAAGUGGACUUACACCAUUACAUGUCGCUAGUUUUAUGGGAUGUAUGAAUAUUGUGAUUUACUUGCUGCAACAUGAUGCUAGUCCAGAUGUUCCUACAGUUAGAGGUGAAACACCACUUCACCUCGCAGCACGUGCUAAUCAGACUGAUAUUAUCAGAAUACUUUUGCGAAAUGGCGCUCAAGUAGAUGCGAGAGCCAGAGAGCAACAGACGCCUCUUCACAUCGCUUCUAGAUUAGGCAAUGUUGAUAUUGUUAUGCUUUUGUUGCAACAUGGCGCAAAGGUAGACAAUACAACCAAAGACAUGUACUCAGCGCUACACAUAGCAGCGAAGGAAGGCCAAGAUGAGGUCGCUGCGGUUUUGAUAGAGAACGGAGCCACUUUAGAUGCAACCACCAAAAAAGGAUUUACCCCACUACAUCUUGCAGCCAAAUAUGGACAUCUUAAAGUGGCAAAACUUCUUUUGCAAAAGGAGGCUCCAGUGGAUGCCCAAGGCAAAAACGGAGUCACUCCAUUGCAUGUUGCCUCCCAUUACGAUCACCAGAAUGUCGCGUUACUUCUUCUGGACAAGGGAGCAUCUCCUCACGCAACCGCCAAGAAUGGCCACACUCCUUUGCAUACAGCUGCAAGGAAAAACCAAAUGGACAUAGCGAAUACCCUUCUAGAAUACGGUGCUCAGCCAAAUGCUGAGAGUAAAGCUGGAUUUACCCCUCUGCAUCUUAGUUCACAAGAAGGACACACUGAUAUGACGUCGCUGCUUCUUGAGCAUAAGGCGGACGCAAACCACCAAGCCAAGAAUGGCUUGACUCCAUUGCACUUAUGCGCUCAAGAAGACAGAGUCCCUGCCGCUGAAAUCUUAGUUAAGAAUGGGGCAGUUGUGGAUACUCCAACGAAAGCGGGAUACACACCGCUACACGUGGCUUGCCACUUUGGACAAGUUAACAUGGUCAGGUAUCUUUUGGCUAAUGGAGCCAAAGUCGACGCAUCGACAUCCUUGGGCUAUACGCCACUUCAUCAGGCUGCGCAACAAGGACACACCAAUAUUGUCAAUCUUCUAUUAGAAAACAACGCAGAUCCAAAUGCUGUGACAAACAACGGCCAGACACCUUUGAACAUCGCUAACAAACUUGGAUAUAUCACUGUCAUUGAAACCCUAAAAGUUGUAACAACUACUACAUCGAUUAUCACGAAUACUACCACUAAUAUAGAAGAAAAAUAUAGAGUAGUAGCCCCUGAAGCUAUGCACGAAACAUUUAUGUCAGAUUCUGAAGAGGAAGGAGGAGAGGACACCUUGUUGGGCGAUCAAACGUACAGAUAUUUGACGGCUGACGAGAUGAAAUCGCUGGGCGACGACUCGCUGCCCAUCGACGUGACCAGAGACGAGCGCAUCGAUUCCAAUAGGAUGGUGAUCAGCGGCGACAGCAACAUGCUACCCCCUCAGAACAUCGAGGACAACAUCAGUCCCGAACAUGUCACCCAGAACUACGUGGAGUACAUCAAAAAGUAUCAACCCGAUAAUGUUGAUAUUGGCCGGCAUCCCAUCAACAUUGGAAAAUUACAUUGGAAGAACUUUCUUGUGUCAUUCUUGGUUGACGCUCGUGGUGGCGCAAUGCGAGGAUGUCGACAUUCAGGCGUGCGGGUCAUAGUACCCCCAAGAUGCGCCCCCAGUCCCACUCGAAUAACCUGUCGAUACGUUCGACCGCAACGAACUCCCCAUCCCCCUCCAUUAAUGGAGGGCGAAGCACUCGCCAGUCGCGUCCUAGAAUUGGGUCCCGUUGGAGCUAAAUUCUUAGGACCCGUCAUAAUCGAAGUACCACAUUUCGCCGCCCUGCGUGGCAAAGAACGAGAAAUCGUAAUCCUACGCUCCGACAAUGGAGAAAACUGGAAGGAGCACACCGUCGAAGCAACUGAAGAAGUUGUCAAUGAAGUACUGAACGAAAGCUUCGAAGCUGAAGAUUUAAGCCAGCUAGAGGACAUGGCGUCGGGUAGAAUAACACGAAUUCUGACGCAAGAUUUCCCACAGUAUUUCGCUGUCGUAUCCAGAGUGCGUCAAGAAGUACACGCGAUUGGACCUGAAGGUGGCAUGGUCUCUAGUACUGUGGUACCGCAAGUUCAAGCGGUGUUCCCAGAGGGCGCGCUUACGAAGAAGAUUAAAGUUGGGCUCCAGGCCCAACCAAUUGACCCAGAACUAACUGCGAAAUUAUUAGGACAUGGGGUGGCCGUAUCCCCAGUGGUAACCGUAGAGCCAAGACGUAGAAAAUUCCAUAAAGCCAUUACCCUAAGUAUGCCAGCACCUAGAGCUCAUUCCCAAGGAAUGAUUAACCAAUAUUCAGGAUCAGCGCCUACACUUAGAUUAUUAUGUUCUAUAACAGGUGGAACUACCAGAGCACAAUGGGAAGACGUUACCGGAUCAACUCCGCUUACUUUCGUAAACGAUUGUGUAUCCUUCACAACAACCGUGUCAGCAAGAUUCUGGCUAAUGGACUGCCGAAAUAUCGGGGACGCAACAAAAAUGGCAACCGAGUUAUAUAAGGAAGCGAUUCACGUACCAUUCAUGGCUAAGUUCGUCGUGUUCGCAAAGCGAAUCGACCCACUAGAAGCUAGACUAAGAGUAUUCUGCAUGACAGACGAUAAAGAGGACAAGACUUUGGAGCAGCAAGAACAUUUCACUGAAGUGGCUAAAAGUCGAGACGUUGAAGUCCUGGAGGGCAAGCCACAGUAUAUCGAAUUCGCCGGCAAUCUAGUACCGAUCACCAAGAGUGGCGAACAGCUACAAUUCUCGUUCAGGGCCUUCAGAGAAAACAGAUUACCUUUCUCUGUAAGAGUUAAGGAUCAACAUGCCGAGGCGGUCAGUCGAUGUCUUUUCAUGAAAGAACCUAAGGUUCCUAAAGGCGAGCCACCGCAACAACCGAUCUGUAUACUCAACAUCGUCCUUCCAGACGAUAUCGUUUCUGAAACGAUAUCGCUGUCUGACACCGAUUCGGUCAAGAGACACAUUCUUCUCUCAGAGAACUUCGAUUAUUACAGACCAGAUCCGAGACUAGCGGACAUGAGCAACCUCCUGGGUGAAGACUGGGUGCCGUUGGCUACCCAAUUAGGUCUUACACCAUCAGAAAUAAACGUCAUCAAGUCAGAAUAUCCCGAUAGCGUCGCGAAACAGGGUCAAUCCAUGUUGCGCAUGUGGCUGUCCCAAUCUGGUAACAAGGCUCAAACAAAUAUACUGGAAAAUGCCUUGAGGAGGAUAGAACGAGAAGACAUUAUACCUCAGUGCCUAAACGUAGACCAAAAUGGUCAGACCAUUACCAGAAUUAAACAUGAGGAGAAACAAAUUUACAGACUGAAGCGAGAUAGUAGCUUAGAUAGGGAUCGAAAAGUUACAGACAAAGAAUUGAUACCAGAAACCAGGGAAACUUAUCAAGUUCACGACAAAUAUUCCGCCGAGGAAAAGGCUGUGGCAAUAUCAGAUGAGGAAGAGGAUUUCAACAAAACCGUAACUGAAAGACGACAACAAAUCGAAAAUAAGUUAUCAGCUGAUCGAACCAUUCCGGCAUCUUCACAGCGCGUUGAAAUUGUCCAGGAAAUCACAUCGAUCAAACGACAAAGUAUCGUCGAAGACAAAAUUGCCGAAGUACAAAAAGGAGAUAUCAAACCUUCCGAAUUAGCAAAACCCACUACGACAACAAUAACAAAAACCACUGAAGUUAUCUUGCCAGCGGAGGAUGUUUCUAAGACUACCGAGAAGAUUGCAAAAACCACUCAAUCGACCGCAGUCUCAGAAACCAUCGACAAAUCUGGUACUCACGAAACUGAAACGACUAUUCUUGACACACGCACAACUCAACCACACGAAGACACGCACAGGACAGCAGAGGACUCGGAGCUGUUGAAGGAAGUGACCGAAAGAUUUGGUGGCAAGAAACCAAUGCCCAAAUUAUUAGCUGAUGAAGAUCCAAAAUCGCCACACUUCUCCAAAACACCACCUCCGAGUCCUGCUGAGUUUUUGAUAACACAACAGGCAGCCACCGUCCAAGCAUGGGAUGCCGACAAAAAACCGACCGAGCUUCAGUCCUCCAAAGGACCACUAGAACAGGACGCAGCACUUCAAGAAUCCAGCUGCGAUCUACUAACAGAAGCAAUAACCCCACUAACAUCGGCGGAUAAUAAAAACAUUCCGCAGCCUAAACCUCGAUCUGCUAAGACCCCGGACACACAGCUUAUACUUUCACAAACUACUACUGCUCAAGACAUUACGCAAGACAAACAAAUUUCUCCUGUUCGAGAUGAUUUGCUGGAUGACACUGAUCAAGCAGAUAAUUUCGAAACAUAUACAGAUAAGAAAAAGUUUUGGGAAAACAUAUCUAACGAUCAAAUUAAAAAACAAACAAUAGUAGAAGAAACUUCUCACGUAGAAAAAGAAAUCAUAUCUAUAAAAAGAAAAUCCAUUCACGAAUUUGAAACUCCACCUGUACCUAAGCCACGUGCAAGUUUUCAACAGUCACAGAGUGUCUGUGAAGGAAAACAAGAAGAUGGCAAAUCAAGUUCCUUCGCAAAUAGGGCCAUAUCACUUGAUUCCACGACUAGCGAUAGUACAGAUCCAAUUCAUACAGAAUUAACAAAGAUAUCUGGGAGUGACACUUCAGUUGUGGAAGAAAAGAUUAUGACUGAGUACCAAGCUUCAUUCUUGCCACCAGCACAAAUGGUUUCUAAAACUAAAUCUAGAGAUGACGAUCUUAAAACCAGUAAAAUUGAUCUAGAAAAAACUGAUAGUCUAGACUCUGAUAGAGCUCAAAGGGGAAGCAGUCAAUUAGUAGAUAAUGUUGGAUAUAUAUCAGACAGUGAAGAUGUUGAACAUUACAUAUCUGAUUCCGAAAUCGAAGAUAGGGUACCACAAAUUCGUGAGCGUCAAAUGAGUGUAUUUGCACCACCAGUCGCUCCCAUGAGGAAAUCAAUAUAUGAAAGAUCUGCUUCCCUUCCAACCGAAGACUUAUAUGAAGUUUCAGCUAGAAAUAUUAAAUUACGCAAACAAUAUUAUGAAGAUCAGAUAAAGAAAGAGAUGAUUGAGGAACAACUCACUAAUGAUAUUGAAGACGAUCCAUCUCCUGAGAGAAAACCAUUAUACUUCACAACUGAACAAGUACUGCAAGAAGAAGAUGAAGAACCUAAAGAAAAGGAUGAACUGGAUAAUGAAGAAAUAUGUAAACGCUCCGUAAAGGAUUUAAAGCAUAAAUUUGAGCAAUCUAUUGAAAAUGAAGUUAAAUAUUCUAGAAGUAUAGCUAAACCACAUACAGACGAUGACACAUCUUUAACAGAGUCUAUGCAGGAAAAACACGACUUUGAAUCAAUAAAAGAAGAAAUAAGUGAUAACGUUAUGAAGGAACAGAAUAUUAAAGAGUUAGACUCUGAAAACGAACCUGAGAAAGAAACAUAUUUUGAAUCCACCACCAAUUUGUUAGAAGAGGAUAAUUUAACUGAACGCACUUCUGUAAAAAGUUUAGCUAAGACUUUCGAAAAGCAAUUAGGAUCUGUAAUCGCAGGCCAAAAGGUUGACAUCAGAACAACAGAGAAAACUUUCAAAAUUUCAUCUAAAAAAACUGUUGAAUCGGUACCUUCGAAAUUAGAAAAAGAAUCUGAGGAAAGCCUUGAUGACGCACCAAAAACAUUGCCAAAAGAAGAACCUGUCAAAGAUGAUGGCACCCCAAAAACAUUGCCAAAAGAAGAACCUGUCAAAGAUGAUGACGCACCAAAAACAUUGCCAAAAGAACAACCUGUCAAAGAUGAUGACGCACCAAAAACAUUGGCAAAAGAAGAACCUGUCAAAGAUGAUGUGGCACCAAAAACAUUGGCAAAAGAAGAACCCGUCAAAGAUGAUGUCGCACCAAAAACAUUGCCAAAAGAAGAACCUGAUGCAAUAAUUCCUAUUAAAUCCACUUCAUCACAAAAAGAAAGUGCGAUUCCCUCAGAAGCGGAGUUGGACUUAACAAAGCAGGAAUUACAACCGAUUAAAACAGCUGAAACAAAUGAUGUGGAAAUAGAUGAGCAACAUACCGACGUUUUAGAACGCAGAGAUGAUAUUUCAGAAUUUAAACAAGUCAAUGAUUCAUUGGAUAUAAUUGAAUCCGAUAAAAGCCAGGACGAUCUUAAUGUGACAGAUGAUAUAGCUUCUAAACUUGAUUCAAUGGAAGUACAUGUAGACAAAAGUGAAAUUGAAGAUUCUGAAAAAUUAACAGAGGUAGACACAGACUUUGAAACUAAAUCAGUUGAUUCUUUCGUCGCUGAACAGUCGCCAAAGGGAAUAACAUCUGUAGAUGAGGCUAUUCCCGAAAUUACAGUCACUUUAUCAGGAAAACAACGUAGAAUAAGCGAAGAGAGUGACGAAUACGCUAAUAAAGAAGAAUUGGCGUCGACAAAAUCGCCACCUAUCAAUCAGCCAGAGGAGCAUAUAGAAGAAACGGUUUGGGAAGUUUCAGUGCAAUCUGAAACUCAUUUUGAUGAAAAAGUAACUGACAUUGUUUCUAAUAAGGUUGGAACUCACGAACCUAUUGACAAAGUAAUUGAUGACGAUUUAAGUACACGUGAUGAAUCAGAGGUUGUUUCUGAGGUCCAUCAAGAUCGUUCUGACUCAUUAUCUAUCUCAGAUAAAAUAAAAUCUGAAAGUUAUAGUGACAUAGAAAAAAUAAUUUUGGAUAGUUUGCAUCAACAAAAAGUGGAUCCCGAUGAAGCACGUAAAAUAGCUAAUUCAUUGUUACAAGAAAUUGAAGCAGAAAUACAGAAAAAAGAGACAAUUACUUUGGAUACGAAGAUAAUUACACAAGAAGUGCGUAAAGAACCAGUUUCAGAUUAUUUACGGCAACUCGCUGAGGCUAAAGGUCUUGAUGAAAGAGAAGUGGAAUUAGUAGAGUCAGUUUUGGCAAGAAGACAACGAGAAUUAGCUAAAUUGGCACGAGGCGAUACACAGGCAUCAAGUAUGGAAAUAACCGAUGAAGAUUUGAGAUACAGCGGAACAGAAAUGGAUUACUCACAUACAUUAGAGCAACAAAUAGAUCAAUUAGAAGCUGAAAAAGUUGACAUGAAAAUGGAAUAUGAAACGGAUGACCAAGUCAGACAUUUUCAAGAAACAAUUAAACAGGUUGAUAAGAUUAAUGAAGACCACAUAGAAGAAAAUUACUCUUUCAAAGAUUCAGAAAUAUAUGACGACACAAAAGUAAUAAGUCAAAAGGUCGCAUCAUCUGUUGUAUCUGCUGAAAGUGUAAGAGGUGAUAAAUGUACAAUUAAAUCUAAAGAUAUUAUUUUCGAAGAAGAUGAAACUAUAUCUGAGUCUGCUAUUGAAGAAACUGAAAAAGUAAACAUCGAGGCCAAAGGAGAAGUUAUAAAUCUAGUUCACGAAAAAACAGAUGAUAAAGAAACAGAUAUAAAAGAAAUAAGUGAAGCAUCUGUCGAAAAGCAUAAAGAUUCAAAAAGUAUAUCAGAGAGAACUAUAAAAGAAAGUGAAAUUUCACACCAAGAAAUUACUAAAAGAGAUGUUCAAUCAGUAGAAGGAACAAGUCAAAUUACGACUCAUACUGGAGAAACUAGCACUACAAUAAAAACAAGUAAUAUUGAACAAAAUAUAGACACAAAGCACGAUUUCCUACAUGAUGUAAAAUCUGAUAAAGAGAGUAGUAUUAUUGAAGAACACAGCGUUGAAGUUAAAAUUCAACCCGAUGGUUCAGAGACUACUGUUAUUAAAGAAAAUCAAAAAGAAUUGUUAACACAAAAAUCAAACACAAUAGUAUUUGAUCAUCAAGAAACAAAAUCAAUUGUAAGUACAGUUGUAGAUGAUCUUACAGAGAGUGACGUGAAAAAACUUAUGGGUCAUGACAAAAUGGAUCAACCAGAAGUUUGUCAAACAAUCACGCAUGUUACAAUUAAGAGAACUUCUAGCAGUGAUUCUAAAUCCAGUAUAGAGUCAGCAAAGUCUCCAGAAGAUCAAUUAUCCAACCAAAUAAGUCAUAAAAGUGAUCCUGAAGAGAGCAGAAUAGUCGAAAAAGAAAACAUCAUUCUUCGAAAAGCCAAGUCUGAUGCCGAAUCUAGUAGUAGCAGUUCACAACUAAAAGGAGAACGAAAAUCUGGAUAUGAGUUUGAGACGUAUUCGAGCUCUGGAGAAAGUCAUUAUCAGAGUUUUGAAAUUGACAGUGGUAAAAGUAGACCAUGUUCAUCUGAUAUUGAGGGGUUAAUUGCGGCUGGAUCUUCUGAGUACGAAAGCGCUUUAACAUCUCAAAUAUUAUCAGGUAAAUCACACAUUACAUCUACCGAAUACCAAACUGCUGUAAGUAGCUUAAGCUCAAAAGAAAGCAUGAAGAGUCUUGACAGCGAAAGCUCAGGUAAUCUAGCGAGUAUAGAAGUUUCAGAAAUAUCGGAGACCCUUAUUCCCUCCACUAGUGACAUGGAUGGCGACAUACUCGAUGUUGCUGAACAACAAUUGUUAGAAGAUGACAAGCCUAUUUCUGAUUGGACAAUAUCAUCUCGGCCAAUUAGACAAAGUACAGAAGUAAGCGACUCUGAGUUAUUGUCAUAUCCCGGAGAAUCUAUGGAGAUUUGUGAUGACGAUGACUUGGAGUCAAAGCAGAAUAUCGACGUUCAGUCAAAAAUGAAACGUUCUUAUGAAAUGACAUUCCAGCCAGAACCAAAACUUUUACUUCCAGAAUCACCACAUACUGACAGUGUAGAUCAGGACGAAAAAUUAGGUACUAGUCUAGAUGAAGGCAGUGUUCUUAGUAUGAGCAUGUCAAGCGCCUCUAGCGUAGCCGUUAAAACUGUUGUUGAGCUAUCUAAGGCAGAAGAAACUGAUAUGACUGUAUCAGGUGCUUCGGAGCAGUUGAGUAUUGAUGAAAUAGAUAAUAUUCUUCGAAGCAGUCAUGAGAAUAUUUCUGUAUUAAAUAAAUCUGUUGACAUGUCCACUUCAACACCGGCAAUUUCUAGUGAUUCUGGUAUAGAAUCGGUUACAUUAACAACAUCAAAAAUAGAUGAAGAUGGUAUCCAAAGUGCGAGCACCCAAGUAACUUCUCAAACCCACUCACCAGUUGAGGAAGUCAGUAUAGUUAAAGAAGAACCAAAAAAGAAGGGUCAUAGAAGACAAGAAAGUAAUUUUGUGGCAUCUAUGAUUAACAUUACUUCUAUGCCGAAAUCAGAUUUGGCAAAAACCACAGAUGCUGAAAUUAAAGAUAAUGAAAAAUGUGCAUCAAAACUAAGUAUUAAAGAAGGUAAAAGUGAUGAAAAGAAGGACAUAGAUGAAAGUGAAAAAGAUGAAUGUGAAUUUAAAGAUUCAAGAAUAUUAGAUGCCGAGUCUGAUUUUGAUGCAGAUACCUUAGAUUUAUCUAGACCUCAAUCACAAUUCAGUAAAUCUGAUUCAGAACGUCCAACUUCUACAGUUAUGUCGGAUGAUAGACCUGAAUCUGAACUAGCAGACCUUUUUGUUAAGUCAUCAGACGCAACUGAAGUGUCUGAUCCUAUUGAGAGGCCUAUAUCUCCGGAACCAUGUGACGAGACAAAAGAUGAUACUCCUGAAUUUAGUUCGGAAGCACAAGCUAGCGUAGGUGAACUUGAACAAGAAUACUCAUCAGCAAUCGCAAGAUCACAUGAAAUAUACUCCGAUACGAAACGCCAUUCAAAGGAAUUAACCGAUCUUUAUAUAAUGAAGCAACCGUUAGAGAAGCGUGAUUCUCAUGGAAAGUCAAGUAGUACAUCCAGCGAAAAAUCUAGUUUUGAUGAGGCCGAAGCGGAAGCAGCUUUCAGUAUGGUCGCACAUAUUUCACCAGCUCAUAAAAUUAAGCAAAUUUGUCCAAUUUUAGAGGAUGAAGAUGCCGAAAAGCACGAAUUAGAGACACGUGAACGUAUACAAAAAGAAUACGAUUUACGUCGAUCACAGAUGAAAGAUCAAAGUCCAGGAUUUAUUCCAGAUAUUAAAGUAACGCAACAUAUGACACCAUUAGUUGAUAGAAACUUCAGAUAUCCCGAUUUAGAACUAGAAGCAAAAGAACGUGAGUUAGAAACGCAAAUGUCAACCCCACAAACACCUGCUUCAAACUCAAGCAAAAGUUCUGAAGAAACCGAUCAGGGUCGGGAGUAUAUCUUAGAGAGUACAGUUUCCGCUAUUCCUGAAGAGCAACAAGACGACAAAGCUGUAUCUGAAUCAAAAAGUGAAAUAGGUACUGUGAUUGAAACAACCUUAAAAGAAGAAGAUUCUGACAAAGAGACUGAUUCCCCUAAUAGUGAUUCUUUUGAAAUGUUAGAAAAACCUGAUGUUCUCGAUGACUUUGUUGUUAUUGAAGAAGUUGCCAAAGAAGCACAUGAAUUUGAUUCCGAGGGAAAGAGUGUAAAAAUUCAUCAAACGAAAAAAGUAAAGUCGAAGCAUGAUCAUGAAGUUGAAGAAUAUCUAGUCAAAUCUGCUCCAACUCCAUUGACACGAAUGACUGAUAUUAAAUAUUAUCCUGAUGGAUCAUCAAGUGAUGAAUUAGGAUUUGAGUUUGAAGAUAGUCCACCUCAAGAUGUAAAAGGUACUACUACUACAACAAGAUCUUCUAAAGAUUAUGUACAUGAAUAUGAUAGAGAACUAGAAGCAAAUAAGAAAUGGAUAGAACAACAAUUUCAGGGAGAUCAAGCGGCUAUGAUUGCCGCAGGUUACGGUUAUGAGAUGGAGUUUGAACGAGGACCUUUAGAAGAUAUUAAAGAAGAAGAUAUAACAGAUUUUGAAGGAUCAAGUAGAAUUGGUAGUUUGGGUUCUCAAAAAGAGUCUGGCGGUAGUUUAGGAAGCGUUAAAGAUUCUUAUUCAAGUACCCCUGAAUACGAUGUCUUAGCUGGUAGAAAAUAUUUUACAAGAUCAGGUGAACAUGAUGACAUAUCAAUGUCGAGUUUACAGGAAUUUGAAAAUCUGGAACAGGCAAUGUCAUUAGAAAUGAGAAGAUAUCAUAAUUCACAAGAUUCUUCAAGUAACGGAAGUUUCAAAAAUCGUUAUCAUAAAGGCCAAGGCGAUGACAUUUCUGUCAGCUCGUUGAAGGAAUUCGAAGGAUUAGAAAAAGCUUGCAUAGCUGCUCACAAAAUAGAAAUUAAGGUAAAGGAGGAAGAAGAAUUGUUAGCGCAAAUCGAUGAGGGUCCAGAAAGUAUAACAUCUGAAUCUGAAAGUUGCGAAACGAUAUCUGGCACUCAGAAACAUGCGACCGACUCUGACGAAGAGGAUUAUGAGAAACGUAUGUUUGAAAUCGACGAAAUAAUCCGACAAGCCCAAACUAACGUAGAACGAUUUAUUGAUCUCAAAGAGAUUGAAAAAACCGAAUCCCUUGGAAGAGGCGAUUCUAUUGAAGAAGUUUCAAAAGUCCCCGAUUUAGAUUUAGAUGCUCCUUUAGUGAAAUCGACAAUAAAAGUACAGUGGAAAGAAAAUGAUGAUGUAAUGGUAACGUCGACGGAUUCUCUGGAUCUUAAACCAUCAAGUUUGCAUGGUAGCACGGAUAGUUUAGACCAAAAAACUGGAAUGGAUUUAAUGACUGCAAGUACUGAUUCAAUAGAAGUACAAGCAGUCAAGUCAAAACAAGAUAACAUAAUGACAGAUAGUAUUGAAAUAAAAAAUGAAGAAAAAAGUGGAAUCAUUUCUAGCGAUUCUUUAGAAUUAGGGGCAAUAGCAACAAAUAACGUACUGUUAACAGAUUCGAUCGAAGAAGAUUAUUCAAAAUUAUGUCCCCAAGAUAUUAGCAUAUCCAGUACUAGCAAGGAUUGCUCAGCUAGGGAUGAAUUCAAUCAAGAUAGGGGUGAUCUAUUAGACCACAGUAUAACAAGCUCAACUGCAACCCACGCCACUUAUCAGUAUGAAACUGACUCAGUAUUAUCAGGCAGUUUUACUAGUGGUGGAUCAAAUACGAUGGUAUCAUCUACGGAAACUGUAGAUCCAAUGCACACUAGAGAAUUUGUUGAUGUUGCCGCCGCUGUUAAAAAAGUGUGGUUUGAUGAGGAUACUAUGGGAAGCCGAUUUACAGAUUACGUAGAAGAUAAUUUGAAGCCGUAUGUCACGGAAGUUAUUGAACCAUCCGAGGAUGAUUCUUAUUCUCAUACGAUACAUAGACGUGUAGAAUUGCCUCCAGAAAUACGUAAAGUAACAUUCACAGGAUCUGAUGCUCAAGAAAGAUUAAAACAGUUUAUAGAUGACUUUGGCGAAGGUGAGGAUGUUCAAGAGACAACUGAAGUAGAUGAAGCUGGUAAUGUUCACGUUAAACGUGUGGUCCAAAAGAGAUACAUAGUAAAAACUGACGACUCAGACAAAACAAAACCAACUCAAGAAUUGACAGAUUCUAAACUAGGAAUUGUUACUAAAACACUAACCGAUUCUCAGGGAAGCUUAACUACAUUUACCCAACAAUUUGAUAUAUCAAAAACCCAAAGCUCUUCAUCAUCAAGAAAUGUAUCAGGUGAAGAAGCCGCUGCCUCUCAACCUUCAGCAACAGAUAAAGCUGAAUCCGAGGAGAGGCAAGGUGGAUCCCAGGAACAUAGGGUGGCUGAUCAACAUCAACUGUCCGAAGAAAUGAAAGCGUUGCUUAAAGAACUUGAAAAGGAAAGUAAGCAAUAAAUAAUGUUAAAAUAGUUAUUAAAUCAAUUUUGAAAUGUACCAAAAAUUACGACUGUAUUUACUAACCAUGACAAAAAUUUAAACUUAGCUUAUUACUAUUCUACUAAUGUUUGCUACGCUUGUAUAUGUUGUAACAUAGCUCAAAAAAUUUAUUGACUAUUCGGGCUUAAGAUCAACAGUACUAGAAACAAAUCAAGACCACAGCAAGCAAAUAAUCUUCCUGCCUCAAAAAAUAAACAAACUGUUGCCAUUUUAAAUAACAUGUUUUUGACUCACUAAAGUAUACACUAUGUACAUGUAGGUAAUAAAUAAAUGUUAUUUUAAAUAUUGCAUAAUUUUGGUUGUAUUUAUACAAAUACUGCUAUGUAAUAUUUUUAUUAGGAUAUGGAAGGCUUUUUUCAACCAAUAAGUUGAUAGCUAUAUUUUCUUUUUAGACUAGUAUUGUACUUACUAGGUAUAAGAGGAUUGACUUAUGAAAUGUAAGUAACAGUAACUUGCAAUAUAAAUGUAUGAGUGUAAUUUGUUUUGUUAAAGUCCGUUAUUUUUAUAUAAUGCUUUAUUGUAAGUUAAUGUUACCAUGAAAUAUUUGUAUAAAAUGAAGAAAGCAGGUUAUGAUUAUAUAAAUCUUAUUAGUGUUUAUUAUAUAGCUUAUGGUUAAAUAUGUUUUCUUAAACGAAUUUCAAUUAUAAUGGGUUUAGUGGUUUAUCCCAUUAAAAGAAACAUUUGAGAAAACGUAUGUUGCUGUUUAAUAUUUAUUUAUUAAUGUGAAAACAUUAUAUAUGUAUAUAUAUAUAGGCUAUAUAUGUACGUAUGUAUUUCUAUACGAAUAUUUAUCCUGUGUAUCAAAAUACAAAUAAAGCUUUCAAUAAACAAA
Aethina tumida (small hive beetle) is the source of this 14947-nucleotide messenger RNA. RefSeq names its product ankyrin-3-like. Lineage: Eukaryota; Metazoa; Arthropoda; Insecta; Coleoptera; Nitidulidae. Bases 253 to 14073 code for a protein of 4606 amino acids. The record is from RefSeq and is a predicted model, not a curated record. The transcript is spliced from 28 exons. Gene Ontology annotation, biological process: signal transduction. Gene Ontology annotation, molecular function: protein binding.